Linum tenue is the source of this 1254-nucleotide messenger RNA. NCBI's taxonomy places the organism in Eukaryota, Viridiplantae, Streptophyta, Magnoliopsida, Malpighiales, Linaceae. The record is from the annotation of a GenBank genome assembly.
AUGGUGGUCUGGGUUCAGUUUCCAGCCUUCCCAGUUCAUUUUUACCAUCAAGAGAUUCUGUUCUCGCUGGGGAACAUGAUUGGGAGGGCCAUCAAACUGGAUUUUCACACACAACAUCAACAGCGCGUUAAAUUUGCCCGGAUGGCAGUAGAACUCGACUUGUCCAAGCCUCUGGUAUCUCGUAUUCGCUUGGAUGGAAAGUGGCAGUACAUAGAAUAUGAAAACCUGCCGAAGGUGUGCUUCGAGUGUGGAAAAGUUGGGCACACAGCAGCGACCUGCCCGUCUUUGCAGGAGGCGAUGCUAUCGAUCACGGUCGGUGCCAUAGCCAACUCGCCGGAAAAGAGCUCGGAGGCGUCGCCGGAAGACAAGGCCGGCUUUGGACCAUGGAUGCAGGUCACACGAAGGUCACGGCGGGAAAAUCGGGCUAACGAGAAAGGAAACAUAGACGUCAAUCAUGGAGAUCUCGUGAACGGUGCAAAAGUUGAGAAAGGAAAGUCUAUUCCCAAAAAUUUGGAAAGUGUCUCUGGAAAUAAGGGGGGUAAUAGGGAAUCCCAGGUCCAUCGGGUGGAAAAUCCAAAACAAGGGAAGCUGGAAAAAGGGAAAGCCUCUGUUGGGACGCAUCCAAAAGGAAAAGAAAAAUUUGGAAAGCCCACUGUGGAGGUGGCAACAUGCGGUAGGGGGGUUUUGGGCCCAAUCCCUGCUAGCCCAAAAAUUUUGUUCUCAGGGCCUAAUAAGGCUGGUCCGGAUCAAGGGAGUAGGCGGGAGAGGGGAGCAGCAUUAUUAGAUAUAAAAAAUGGGCCUAGUCCCAACAAGGAAAGAACAGAUUCUCAGAGUGGAGCUGGCCCUUCCUCUUCCGGCCCACCGCCGAUUCUUACAGUCAAUGGCCCAAAUAACACCUCCAUUGAGAUUGUUAAUAUUACACCUUACGAGAACCAACAUACAGGGGAGCGAGGGGCUGAUACCCCGUCGACGGCGAUUCGGACCAAAAACCAGAAGAGUUCCAAGAAGAGGAAGACGAAAUCGCCUCGGAAGACGCCGGUGCCAAUCUCCGCCAAAGCCCUGCAAGUUUGGACUCCGGUCAAGGAUAAAAAGAGCAAAGCUAGAACCCGGUUGGCAUCACUCACCCUUCAAGAGAUAGAAGCCUGGACGGGAGCGGCGAAGGCGAACGCAACAGAGUCUCUUCCGUUUCAAGCCCCAACAAUGGAGCGGAGGGAAACGUCGAGCCUUCCGCUGGAGUCUGCAGACUCAACAUAA